This is a messenger RNA of Puntigrus tetrazona (Sumatra barb), 892 nucleotides long. RefSeq names its product translocase of outer mitochondrial membrane 20 (gene tomm20a). Gene Ontology annotation, molecular function: transmembrane protein transporter activity. Gene Ontology annotation, cellular component: mitochondrial outer membrane; mitochondrial outer membrane translocase complex. The record is from RefSeq and is a predicted model, not a curated record. Gene Ontology annotation, biological process: tRNA import into mitochondrion; protein targeting; protein import into mitochondrial matrix. Lineage: Eukaryota; Metazoa; Chordata; Actinopteri; Cypriniformes; Cyprinidae. The coding region runs from base 87 to 527 and encodes 146 amino acids. The transcript is spliced from 5 exons.
AGAGCUUUCGUCAUCAGAGGGGUCCUUCCACCGCUCCGUGAGCACGUGCCCUGCAGAAGCGGCAGAUCUCCGUUAACGGCGCCGCGAUGAUGGGCGGCAAACCGAGCGCGAUCGCCGCGGGCGUCUGCGGCGCGAUCUUCAUCGGGUACUGCAUCUACUUCGACAGAAAACGACGCAGUGACCCGACCUUCAAAAGCAGACUGCGCGAACGGAGGAAGAAGCAGAGAGCGUCUCAAAAUAAAUCCGGACUCGCCGAAUUGCCAGAUCUUAAAGACGCCGCAGCCGUGCAGAAGUUUUUCCUGGAUGAGAUCCAGCUUGGCGAGGAGCUCCUGGCCCAGGGAGACUACGAGAAGGGUGUUGAUCACCUGACCAAUGCCAUCGCCGUCUGUGGACAACCCCAGCAGCUCCUGCAGGUGCUUCAGCAGACCCUGCCUCCGCCCGUCUUCCAGAUGCUGCUCACUAAACUGCCAACGAUCAGUCAGCGGAUCGUAAGCUCUCAGAGUCUGGAGGAAGACGACGUGGAGUGAGCCGGCUGAUCUUCAGGUCUCCCCGCUCUUAUUUAUCACGUUCAUUCCCGUGUUCUCAUCCCGACCACGGCACCCAUGCAGUGUCAGAGUUCAUGUAAAGAGGUGUUAUAUUUUUUAUUCCGGACAUUCUCGUAACAAUCGCGGAUCUUUUGGAUGCAAACGAAAGCAUCGGUUUAAGAGUUGAGUAUUUUAUUACGGACCCGAAGCCGUUCUGUUUUCACACUCGAUGGUUGUUCGUGGCUGAUCCGUCUUCGGUGUAAUUGUUUUUUGUUUGUGGAUCGUUUCGAGUGUUUUGGGCACGUUUGUAUGCACUGAACUUAAAUUAAUUUCCUUUUUUUUUUGUAUUCAUUAAAUACUUUAAUGAA